GCGGUGGCAGCACUAUACAGGGCGCAACGAAAGCUCGGGCGUGAACACUCAUUUUCUUUCUGGUAGAACCAAACCUGUCAGAUCUCUGCAAUUUAGUACAAUAUACCACCUGGUUUUUGCACAAGUUGGCGUACCGAAAUCCUGAACUCAAGCUGUGUGCGAACAGUUUGACAUCUUCAGUAAAGAUUCUUCACUGGUGAUAAUAAUACGUAGAAUAUCGGAAAAUAUAUAAUUUAACAUAGCGCCUGUUAAUAGUUCAUCUAAAGAAAUUAUGGGAUCUAACAAUGAAUUUCAAUGUAUACAUCGUUUAAAAAUCGAUGAUACCAUACCAGUAUAUGUUUAUAAAUCUACAAAUUCCGGAAUUACGGUUUGUAUAGCAGAAGUUGACGGUCCUGUUGUAUCUGGCUAUUUUGGCUUUGCUACUGAAGCACACAACGAUGAUGGACUACCUCACACAUUGGAACAUCUUAUUUUUUUGGGAAGUGAAUGUUAUCCAUACAAAGGAGUUUUAGAUUUAUGGGCAAAUAGAUGUUUGGCAUCUGGCACCAAUGCAGCAACCUUUGUCGACUUUACAUAUUAUACUAUGACAACUGCUGGUAGUGAAGGAUUCUUAUCCUUAAUGCCUGUGUAUCUCGAUCAUAUUCUUUAUCCAACACUUAUGGAUUCAGCUUAUGUUACAGAAGUACACCAUAUUGAUGGUAAAGGUGAAGAUGCUGGUGUGGUAUAUUGCGAAAUGCAAGGUGUUGAACAAACAGGUGAAUCUUUAGUAUAUACAGAACUAUCUCGUGCAAUUUUUCCUGGUCAUUGUGGUUAUAAAUCUAUUACUGGAGGAGCAUUAAAGAAUCUUAGAGAAAGUACUAAUAAUGAAAAAGUGAAACAAUAUCAUAAAGACUUCUAUAGGCCUGAAAAUUUGACCCUGAUAAUAGUUGGCCAAAUAAAACAUGAUGUUGUAUUCGAAGCUCUACUACCUAUAGAAGAAAAGAUCAUGUUAAGAGGAAGUAGAGAUUUAUUUGAAAAACCUUGGCAAAGUCCAGUUCCAGCUCUUCUUGAAAGCAAAGACAUAAAUGUGCUUUAUCCUUGUGAUGAUGAAGAUAAUGGAAUAAUAAAUAUUGCUUGGCAAGGACCAUCAGUUGUUAAUGAUAUAUACAACGUUAUUGCUUGUGAUUUACUAUUGAAAUAUCUCACAGACACUUCAGUUAGCCCACUACAAAAAGAAUUUCUUGAAAUUGCUGACCCAUAUGCUAGUAAUAUCACCUACUUUUCCUACGAAUAUUCAGUAUCUCUUUUGUGUCUUGAAUUUGAAAAUGUACCAAAGUCGAAGAUUUCACUCGUGAAAGAUCAAUUGUUAAAGACAUUAAAUGAUGUGCAUAAAAAAGGCAUUGAUAUGAAACGAAUGAAAACUCUUGCUCAUAGGUGCAUCCUUGAAAGAUUAAGUUGCUUAGAAAGAGCACCUCACGAUACAGUAGCAAUGAUGAUGGUUAGGCAUCUGCUUUAUGGUAAAGAUGAAGAUUUAGUUCGGAGAUCAAACCAAAUUGAAGAUCUCAAGAAAUUAGAAAUGGAACCAGAAUCUUUUUGGUUGGAUCUUUUAAAAGUAUGUUUGCUUGAUACCCCAAUGGUAAUUGUUAAAGGAAUUCCUAGUUUAGAAAAACAACAUGAAUUAACUGAGAAGGAGAAGGAACGAGUAGCUAAACAAAUUAAAGAGUUAGGUGAAGAAGGUCUUCAACUGAAAGAAAAAGAAUUAGAAGAUGCUAUUGCAAAAAAUAAUGUACCUGUGCCUGAUGAAAUGCUAAGUUCAGUACCUAUUCCAAGUACUGAUCUCAUUAGCUUUCAUCAUAUCAAAAGUUAUACGACAGAAACAUCACAAGUUGAUCACGAUUGUAGGUUUGUUUUAUCGCGUUUACCGUUUUAUACGUACUUGGAUCAUGUUAACACUAAUUUUGUAUAUUUGUUUGCUAUCAUGGAUACAUCGUCUGUUGAGAGAAAAUACAGACCUUACAUUCCUUUAUUACUCGAAGUUAUUAUGGAAAGCCCAGUAAAGCGAAACGGACAACUCAUUCCACAUGAAGAAGUAGUGGCUGAACUAGAAGCAGAUACAGUAGCAUCUGAUACCAGAAUCGGAGUUGACAAUUCUUUUAGAUUUUCAUGUGGAUCAUAUAGUCAUAGUGCUAUUUUGAUGUUGCAUCUAGAGAUAGAAAAGUAUGAUAAAGGUGUGAGGUGGAUGAAAGAGUUGUUAUAUGAAACUGAGCUCACAUCUAACAGACUAAAGAUAAUAGCUACAAAAAUGGUGAACGAUGUAGCUCAAGUUAAAAGAAAAGGAAGUAAAGUUGUAAGUGACUUAAUGAAAGGAUUAUUAUAUAACAAAGACAGCAAUCAAUUUACAUCUAGUAUGCUGCGACAACAAAAGUUUCUUACUAAUGUUUUAAACCGUUUAAAUGAUGAAAAAGAAGAAGGUUCUAUUAUAUCAGAAAUUGAAAUAGUUAGGAAGAUUUUAACAACACCUAAAAAUAUGACAAUGUACAUAGCAACUAAUGUGGACAAGUUGACUUCUCGAAAUCCAGAUGUAUACAAAUCGUGGGCCACCUGUUUUUCUAAUCUAGAGACAUUGGAAAAAACUAGACUUGACAUUAUUCCGGACUCGAUGCUUAUAAAUCCUCCACACGAAAUUUCAAUUAACGGAUGCGUUACUGGAUUAGGAUGUAUAGAAUCCUCGUUUUUAAUACAAAGCUGUCAAUGUAUAAAUAAUUAUCAACAUAUAGAUUUAGCUCCAUUGCUUGUUUGUUUGCAAUAUUUGAUACAAUUGGAGGGCCCCAUGUGGAAGCUUAUAAGAGGUCAAGGUCUUUCAUAUGCAUACAAUAUUUAUGUUAAUGCAAAUGAAGGACUAUUAUAUUUGUCAUUUUAUAGAUCAACAAAUAUUGUUGCAGCAUAUAAAGAAGCUAAAUCAAUUGUGAAUACGCAUAUUACUGAAAAUAAAUGGGAAAAGUUACUUUUCGAGUCAGCAAAAUCUUCUUUAAUUUUUCAAAUUAUUGAAAAAGAGCAAAGCGUGGGUGAUUUAGUAGAACAUUCGUUAUUAUCUUAUUUCAAAAAAGUGCCGCAUAAUUAUUCCCAGCAAAUGGUGCAACGUAUAUUUGCAGUAAAAAUUGAAGAUAUGGGGCGUAUAGCAUCUCAAUAUUUACCACCAUUAUUUGAUCCAAAACAAUGUAAAACGACAAUUGUUUGCCAUCCAUCUAAAGUACAAGAAAUAGGCGAUACUUUUAAAACAUUAAAUCAUGAGCUUAAAUUGUAUAACAGUCUUGAAGAAAACUACUUAAAUGAUUGGUAACUUGCAAAUACGUUAAAUUGUUCACUAUUCUCUGUUACAAAUAAAAUAUUAUAUUGUUUCUAA
Megalopta genalis is the source of this 3382-nucleotide messenger RNA. RefSeq lists its product as uncharacterized. Gene Ontology annotation, molecular function: metal ion binding. The record is from RefSeq and is a predicted model, not a curated record. NCBI's taxonomy places the organism in Eukaryota, Metazoa, Arthropoda, Insecta, Hymenoptera, Halictidae.